This is a messenger RNA of Racocetra fulgida, 168 nucleotides long. The record is from the annotation of a GenBank genome assembly. NCBI's taxonomy places the organism in Eukaryota, Fungi, Glomeromycota, Glomeromycetes, Diversisporales, Gigasporaceae.
AUGCCAGAAUUUCUCCAAGAUAUUCAGCAUAGCAGAAUUUCUAACACUUCAAUCAAGACCCUUCAGGCUGAAGUCUCUUAUAAAAAAAGUAGCUUGAAACAAGAAUGCAAGACAUUUAUUAAGCAAUUAGCAUCUGAAAAAUCUAAGGAGUUAUUGACCAUUGCUUAA